This is a messenger RNA of Papilio xuthus (Asian swallowtail), 2270 nucleotides long. It is a transcript of the gene eIF5, whose product is annotated as eukaryotic translation initiation factor 5. Gene Ontology annotation, cellular component: cytosol. The record is from RefSeq and is a predicted model, not a curated record. Bases 855 to 2240 code for a protein of 461 amino acids. Gene Ontology annotation, molecular function: translation initiation factor activity; eukaryotic initiation factor eIF2 binding; GDP-dissociation inhibitor activity. The transcript has 12 exons. Lineage: Eukaryota; Metazoa; Arthropoda; Insecta; Lepidoptera; Papilionidae. Gene Ontology annotation, biological process: translational initiation; formation of cytoplasmic translation initiation complex.
CAGUAUUUUGUUAUAAAACGUUUUUUUCUAUUUUACUAUUAGUACAAAUAUCGUAAAUUUUCGUUUUAGUAAUAAGCAUCUUAAGAAAUAGAAAUGAAAUAUUUUAUCAAACAAAAUUUAAACGUUUUCAAAUGUAAGAUGCUCGAUGUUUUGAGUUUAAAAAAAAUUCUCGCUUCCGGUGUGAACGUAGUUCCAGAAACAUAAGAAAGUGUGCAUUUUCAUUUAUUUUCUGUCGUCAUUUUUGGCCACGGUUUCGUGUACGCGUUUAAUGAUAUUUAAUUUAUUUUGCGUUCGAUUGUAGUAGUGUGAAUCAAGUUCUUUCGUGAAAUUUUACCAUAUAACAUAGAGAAAGAAUUCGCGAGGCGCUUCGUCAUACAGAGGAAGGUUGGUUACCCCGGCUAGUCGCGUGUUUCGCUGGUGCCAGCUUCUUCGAAAGAUCAACAAUUCAUCCCAUCUGUGAACUCUCGUCCAGUGGGGCGCUACCAUUUUAUAUGACUUUAGCAAGAUAUAAAGAGGCAUCAGUACAGAGCGCGGAGAGCGGGCGGACUGUCGCGUCGGGAGCGCGCCGCUGCCGACGAGCGUGCAUGACGCUACACAACCCGAGCACCACUGCCCGCAGAGCAUCCAAGCUAAGCAGCAGUAGGCACCGGAAGCUGCUGCCGCUGCGGCAGACGUGACUGGCGCGCGCGCGGGUCCCCGCCCCGCCCGCUCCCCUGCCGCCCCCGCGCACCACGCGCACCACGCGCACCUCGCGCCUCUCGCUCUCUACUGCAGAUUCAGUGUCGCCAUCCAACCGUCUCGAGGACAAUUAGUUAGUUUUGUAGCAUAGCGUAGUGUAGCAUAAGGCCGUCGCCAUGGGGUCGGUCAACGUUAACCGGAAUGUGGCGGACGCAUUUUACCGCUACAAGAUGCCGCGCAUCUGCGCGAAGGUGGAGGGCAAGGGCAACGGCAUCAAAACUGUCAUCGUCAACAUGCCCGAAGUGGCCAAGGCGCUCGGCAGACCCGCCACUUACCCCACCAAGUACUUCGGGUGCGAGCUGGGCGCGCAGACCCAGUUCGAUUUCAAGAACGAGCGCUUCAUUGUCAACGGCAGUCACGACUCUGCCAAACUUCAGGACCUGCUGGACGGGUUCAUUCGCAAGUUCGUGCUGUGCCCGGAGUGCGACAAUCCGGAGACGGAGCUGAUCGUGUCGACGAAGAAGAACAGCAUCUCGCAGGGUUGCAAGGCGUGCGGCUACCACGGCGCCCUCGAGUUCAACCACAAGCUCAAUACGUUCAUAUUGAAGAACCCGCCCGCCGCUGACCCCAGCGUACAGGGCUCGUCGCUGACAGAGGGCAACCGGGGAAAACGCUCCAAGCGCUCCGGCCCACCCGCCAACGGCAACCACGACGGCCAGGAGAACCAUGAUGCCAAAAAUGAGGGCGACGCACCAAUAACCCCGACUACACCCAAUCCCAGCAGCAAGAAGGACAAGAAAGACAAGUCGAAACAUGGUGACGAUGACGACGAUGGCACUUGGACUGUUGACGUCAGCGAGGAGGCCGUGCGUGCGCGCAUGCAAGAUCUGACGGAGGGCGCUAAGAGCAUGACGCUGUCCGAGGACACGGAGAAGAACGAGAAGCAGCGCAUGGAUCUGUUCUACGCGUUCGUGAAGCAGCGCGCCGACAGUGCCGCCGCCGAGGGCAGCAAGGCCGUCUCCGACAUCGUGCACGAGGCCGAGCGGCUGGAGGUGCGUGAGAAGGCGCCGCUGGUGGUGUUCGAGGUGCUGGUGCGGCCGAACUCGCUGGCGGCGGACGUGAAGAAGCAGCGUCCUCUGCUGCUGCGUCUGACGCGCGGCGAGCCCCGCGCCCAGCGCGCCGUGCUCAAUGCGCUCACCGCACUCUGCGCGCUGCAUCAGAACCUGCUGCCCAAGGUGCCGGCGAUACUAAAGCUGCUGUACGACACGGACAUAAUAGAGGAGCGCGCGGUGCUGGACUGGGCGGCCAAGCCGUCGCGCAAGUACGCGCCCAAGGAGGUGGUGACGGAGGUGCGCCGCCGCGCUCAGCCCUUCAUCGAGUGGCUCACCGAGGCCGAGGAGGACAGCGACGACGCGCAAGACGCCCAGCCCGACGACCUCGACGUCGAGUACGACGACCGCGCGCCGCUGCGACCCGCCGCCGCGACCGUCGCGCCCACCGCACCCACCGCCGCACCCCCCGCCGACGACGGCGAGGAUGACGUCGACAUCGACGCCAUCUAAGUCUGUGAUGCAGCACCGCCCCCCGCGCCG